This is a messenger RNA of Drosophila navojoa, 5812 nucleotides long. It is a transcript of the gene c11.1, whose product is annotated as maestro heat like repeat family protein c11.1. Lineage: Eukaryota; Metazoa; Arthropoda; Insecta; Diptera; Drosophilidae. The record is from RefSeq and is a predicted model, not a curated record. Gene Ontology annotation, cellular component: cytoplasm.
AUGGACAAACGCCAGCGUAGUCCAUCGGGCGCUUCAUCAUCUACAGCGGCAGCUGGAACUGCAACUGCAACAUCCAAUGCCGAUAACACAGUUCUAGAAGGCGUGAUGUACAGCAUAUUUGAUGGGCUGACAGACAAGGAUGAGCACGUUCGCCAGGCCAUGCAGCAGGCGAUUGUGAAGAUCGUGGAGGCUCAUCCACUGCGUGCCACGCUCAUACUGACUGACUAUCGCGCCAAAAACCCUAAGCUUAGCGAACAAACUGUCUCCAUGCUGUUGGAUUGCAUCCAUCAAGUGGUUGGGUCAGACACACCACUACCAACAGCCGCCAAUGAAAAGCUUAUUGCGCUGGCCAUCGAGGAGCUCACACGCAGCGUGGAUCAGCAUGUGCCAUUGAUACAGAAUCCCUCGCUGCAUAUACUAGUGUGCAUUGGCCGGGGCAACGACUGCAACCUGGUCGUGGAAGCACUGCAGGCGCACAGCACCUCAUCGAGCAAUGUGCCGCAUUUUAUGUUGAUGCAGUGCCUCGGCCAAAUGGCUAUGGCCAAUACAGCAGGUGUGGUGCCACACAUCAAGACAAUACUAGCGGGUUCUUUGCCGCAUUUGGGUGGCAUUAAGCAGGACCAUGUCAAGCUCGCGUACGCUUAUGCAAUCGGACGAUUCAGUGAGGCGCUGUUAGAGCACGGCACUAACACGCCUACAGUUGAAACGAAAGCAGCAGCCACUUGCGUGACGGAGAUCAGCGUUGCCUACGACGUACUCUUCAACCAGUGGCUGCACUCUCGCGAGCCCAAGGUGUGCAUGGAGAUACUGCAGGCGCUAUCCAGCAUGUAUCCUCUGCUGUCUAGCGACCGGAUAUUGGAUCAGGCACCGCGAUUGGUGCCUCAAAUACUAGCGCUCUAUCGGCGCAGUGUCGAUCGCAAUGCCGUGACACAAUUCCUCUGUUCGGUGCUGAAAACAAAUCUCUCAAUGCACGCCCAAGUGUUGGAUGGUGUGGUCGAUACGCUCAUAACACACCUGUUCGAUUUAGUCUGCGUCUAUCCGGACUACGAAAAGCCACAGACGGUUAAGGGCCACUACGAGGUCUUGCGCUGUUUUCACCUCCUGGCCGGCAGCUAUGCGGCGAAAAUAAUGGACACGUUGCUCAUCCACCUGCGCAAUAACAGCGAACGAGAGCGGAUCAAAUCACUGCUCAUAUUGACGCACCUGCUCAACAGCUGUGCGGUUCACAUUGAGAGUCGCAUCCAGGCGCUCAUCGAGUGCCUAAAGCAGCUGAUACUGGCUGAGCGCAGCGUUAAAAUGAAACUCACGUUGCUGAAGACGAUUGUGGCCCUAGCGCAGAAGUCACUCAUACGGGACAAGGAGUUCGUAUGGUUUGUGGUGCGGCACAGCUGCAAAUACAGCAAAGUAAGCCAGGAGCACGGCACAUCGGAGGAACACGCCACCCUGGUAGUCAGCUGCGAGAACGCCCUCUUCAUGCUCGCCUCGACCGUGGGCACCCUGGACGAGCUGCUUAAGCGUGAGCUGCUCAACUACUUUCUGCUCCUGGACUACACUGACAUUUGUGGCAAUCUGGCCAAGUGCUUGGCCAGCCUAUUUGCCAAAUCGCCGCACAUAGAGUAUGAAAUAGCUAGCGAUGAGGACCAGCCAUCGUUGCCAGCGGCAGCUGGCGUAGAGGGGGCGGCCGGGAAUGAGGAACGCGGUGCGUCGGUUAAGCGCGGCAAAGUGAUCGUUCCAAGUGCCGACAGCAUCUAUGCCCGCUGUCUAGCGCUGCUGGGCAAUCAGCAGUGCAUCAAGCGAGCAUCGAACAUAUUAAGCUUUCUCAAGUAUUAUUACCCGCAAUUGAAUCCGGCUCUGGAAGAGCUCUGGGAGCGUCGCUUGUCCGAUAUGCUGCUGCACAUUAACAAGCCGCAGGCGUAUCUGCAGCAGCUACAGGACUUUGUAAUUGAGACGAACGAGCUUCUGGGUACGCGCGAUGAGCACUUCCCCCAACGGCUGGCAGUCAAGCUAGCAGAUCAAAUGUAUUUGUAUCCCAUGCAAUUGCCGCACUCGGAGUGGCAGCUGCCCGAUCUGAGCGCCGAGCGCGGCAUGCUGCUGCAAUCGAUGGCGCUGACACUCUGCCAGGUGACAGACGUCGCCUGCAUCCAUACGAAGAUCGAUUUGAUAGUGACAACGGCAAGACAGGAACGUCUCGACAAGCACGUGAAGCACGCAGAGUACGAGCAACGCAUCGAACCCUGCGCUCGUGCCCUCGGCUAUAUAGCACGCCAGCACUUGGCACAUGUGAUUAAAAAGCUAUCUGAACUGGCGCUAAUGGGCGGCCGCAAGCAUUCGACAGGCUUCUUCAGCAAUUUGCACUUUAUUAAGGAUACGCACAAGGAGCUGGAGAACUACAAGAGCAAUCUGCUGGUGGUGAAAGCAUUCGGCCACAUCAUGGACGAGGCGGAUCCGUUGCAAUCGCUGCAGCAUCUGGACGAUGUCAUGCUCAACUUUCUAAUGACACAGCUGGCCGACCACAAGGACCAAACCAUUAUGUCAGCCAUACUGCAGACGCUGCUCAGCAUUUGCAACCAGCUUAUUGUCACCAAAGAGCAGCUGCCAACCCCGCUAAAGCAUCGCAAACAAAUCAUGGAAACUGUCUUUAGCAUACCUAUUGAAUCGCCCUUUAGCGACUUGCCCCUGCUCCCCACUAUUCUGAAGCUGGGCACUGACUUCAUACGCAUCGGCGGCAGCGAUAGCUCCGAGUGCGUCGACGGCAGCGUCAUUUUUGAAAUAGCUUGUAAAAACUUCUUCGGCUGCGCUCGGCAGCUAAAAAUGAAGUUUGACUCACAGGAAGAAGAUGAGCACAACAGCUUUCUAGCCAAGCAUCUGAACGAGUCGCUUCCGCAGCUCAACUCUUUGGUGCGCGCCAUAGUCGAGCUGGAUGCAUCGCCCUCGACGCUUGACUUAAUCAUUGGCAUACUGGAGUGCUGGAUGCGUGACAAGAACUCCGAGGUGCGCAUUUGCGCGAGCCACGUGCUCAAUAACACUCUGGAAGUCUACAUUAAGUCCAUGAAAAUUGGCGGCUGCGAGGCACCCUCGAAGUUCAACCAAACGGGCCAAAUGCUGGGCAAGAUUGUGCCGCGCUGCAUCGACUCGAACGGCACUGUGCGCCAAGUCUCGGUAGACAUACUCCAAAAGACUCUAGAGAUCGCUUGCAUCUACGAGACGCUGACUAUUGCCAGCAUCGACAGCAGCGCCGAGUGGCUGAAGGAGAUUGAAUCCAUCAAGGAGCACAUCAUCACGGACGAGCCUAAACAAAUCUAUAAUCUAGCUGGCGACAUUGCCAAGAUUAUAGCGCAACGCAUUUCCAGCUUUCAGUAUUUGCAAUUCUGUAAAACUUUGUUGCAGUCGCUGCGCGACCCAGAACAGAGCUCCACAAUUGGGGCGAGCGUGGUCUUGAAGUUCUUCAUACAGCAGAAGGGCUCGGAGCUAUUCCAUGCGAUACCCGAUCUGGUAAAGGGCAGUCUCUUGGCGCUGCAGCUGUGUGAUGUGCCUCGCGCCAAAUCGGGGGUACUGAAAGCUCUGGUAGCCUUAACCAAUCACCAUCCGAAGCUUGUGUGCGCAGAGAUGCUGCAGCAGCCGCUGCCGUACGACGAGCACCUGGUCGAGUACUGGCAUCUGGUGUGCAACGAUGCGGAGCUCACCGGGCUGAUGCUGGACAACUUUCUGCAGCUGCUAAGCGGUGCCUGCUUGUGCGAGCCGCAGGAUGGGAGCAGCAUAUCAAGCGAUCGCCAGAGAUUGGCCAGUGCGCAGCCCUUUGCUAUAUUCUGUGCCAUGCACGAGAUGAUGCCCUGCAAGGACAUACGCGAUCAACUGGAAACGCGAUUUGCGGAUAUAUUCAGCAUGCUGUUGACCUCGUUGUCCAGCUAUACAAAUUUGGCCCCGCCUAUGCCUAUGGCCCCGCCGGGGAGCCCAAGCCAACCGAACAAGUCGUCCAGCAAGUUUGGCUUUGUACCCAACAAGGAGCUGAUCAAACUGAACCCCUGCCAAAUAGCGCUAGAAACGUUCCAAGCAUUCCUCAACAACCUGGAGAUGGAGCAAAUUGCCACGGUACUCACAGUGAACGCGCAGCUCGCGGCCAGCACUGACUGGCACAGUUAUAUUGAGCUUUUGACUCCCAUGGCCAUUGGCUUGGUCAAUGAACUGCAGCUAACUAGCCCCGGAAUGCGUCAGCUGGUUAAUGCUCUGAGUAAAUAUGUGGCAUCGCCUCAUGAUGGCCAGCGCGUUGCGGCUGUCGGCCUGUUCUCGCGGCUAAUGCCGCUCAAGCCAUGCGGCGAACUGGUCAGCUGCCUAAUGCUGAAUCUCGGCGGCGCUCUCAGCGAUCCCAAUGCUGUGGUGCGCGGACUGAGCCUGCAGGGCAUGGGCUAUGUGGGUCAGCUGGGUGAACACGAGGCACCGCGCUACUCGGAGAUUGCAAUUCAGGCAUUGCUCAAGGGUGUGGACGACACCGUUGGCGACUGCCUCAUCAAUAUACCAUUAGAGAGCAUGCGCGGUCUCUCCCGCAUACUGCAGGCUCUGCCCAGCGAUCGUGUUGAGCCCUUCCAUGUCUCGCUGGCCAUACGCAUACGGCCCUUCUUUGGCAGCUAUUCGAUGGAAAGGCGUGAGGCGGCCAUUAUUCUAUUCGGGGACUUGUGCGAGUCGAAGCAUGACGAUGGCAGCAGUUCGCCCACCUCAUCGAUGGAGGCUUUGCGCGAACAGCUCCUUGCCAACCUGUUCCCACUGCUCCUACAUCUGAGCGAGAGUGAGCCGACCAUUGUGAGCGCUUGCAAGGGCACCUUGCGCCGCGUCUGUCGCCUGUUGCGCGCGGUGCGCGUCAACGAGAUCGCCCAGCAACAGCUGCUCAGUGAUGCCGAUCAGCUCAACUACAACAGUUUUGUUGUCGACUUUGUCAAAGUGAUCGCACUGGAACUCACGGAGCACAUUCAGGACUUCAUAGACUCGUGCAUGCCCAAGAUGCGCAGCCAGUGGCCAGAAGUCCGUGGUAGUGCAGCCAUUGUCAUCGGCAUAUUACAUAAUUUCCUAAGCGAUCGGAAUGCACAGACCGAAUCCGUGGCCGGAAAGAUUGCUGUACUGCUCAAGGAUGAGCAGGUGACGGUACGCGUACGGGCUGCUCAGGCGCUGGGCUAUUUCUUUGGAGAUAUCUAAAAGCAGAAGUACCCUGCGGCACACGGGACCAAUAUGAACGCAACAUGGAUUUUACUAAGUAUAAACAAGAGCUACACAGCACACCAAACACUACACACACACACAUGCAUACAUACACACAUACCAGUAGUUUUUAGUAUUUGUUCGAGAUGUGAUCCCGCAUACGCCUUUUGUAACCUUAUUAUGUUUGAUAUCCGUUUAACUUAAUUGUUCUGUUGAUUGUAUAUGCUUUUUAAGCGUAUAUGUAUAUAUACUUAGGCGUACAUGUACGCAAGUCGUUAGAUACUUGAAUAUUGAAUUCUAUUUAUAUAUAUAUAUAUAUAUAUAUAUAUAUGUUAUCCCAUAAAAACCUAAAAACGCGACAAAUUUGGUCUUGUGCGCGAUCAGAGCUGUUACAAGCUGUUAUCCGGCUUGCAAGCACCCACUCAAUAUAUUCUUACCACUAUUCAAUAAUUUCAGCUCAGCUUAUGAUUUGUCAAUUACUUGUACUUUCCACUAACGAAGACUAUUAGAAUGUAAGUCACACUUUAGCACAAGAUCAAAUGCUACAUUGUCAGCGGACUGUUAUUUUAAUUCCAACAAUGUUAUUUUGUGUACCUUUAUUAACGCUUAUUAAACCAAAUAUAUA